UGUAUAGUAUAGGGGCGUGUGUUUCGGUGCGGUUACGUACGGGUCGGUUGUGUUAUGUUAACCAACGGACCUAGAAUGUUACGAGGACGAGUAAAACAUUUACUGCACUGUAUGUUUUAUUUCUCCUUCAUAUUUCUGUUCCUCGUAUUUGCUGGUGCCAUUGAUUUAAAUGAAGAGAAAAAUGCUAUUCCGGAUCCCUGGGAGACUUACGGGUUUUAUGGGGCAAGCCUCCUUUACCUCCUCAGGUUGUGUACCUUGCUGACAAUACCUCAGGUGCUGUGCAAUUUUGCUGGAUUAAUAUUUUUCAACGCUUUUCCGGGAAAGGUAAAACUAAAAGGUUCCCCGUUACUGGCACCCUUCAUCUGCGUCAGAGUCGUGACUAGAGGUGACUUUCCAAAACUGGUAAAGACUAAUGUUUCAAGAAACAUGAACACUUGCAUUGAUGUCGGAAUGGAGAACUUUAUGAUAGAAGUUGUCACUGAUAAAGCUUUGAAUCUGCCAAAGCACAGAAGAGUAAGAGAAGUGGUGGUGCCAUCUGAAUACCAGACAAAGAGCGGUGCUCUGUUCAAGUCCAGGGCACUCCAGUAUUGUUUAGAAGACAAUGUCAAUAUAUUGGCAGAGACUGAUUGGAUAGUGCAUUUAGAUGAAGAGACUCUAUUGACUGAGAACUCUGUUCGGGGUAUUUUGAAUUUUGUUCAAGAUGGACAGCACCAGUUUGGCCAAGGCCUAAUCACAUAUGCUAAUGAGCAAGUGGUCAACUGGCUGACCACACUGGCGGAUAGCUUCCGAGUGGCAGAUGACAUGGGCAAGCUGAGGUUGCAGUUCUAUUGGUUCCACAAGCCUCUGUUCAGUUGGAAAGGCUCCUACGUAGUUACACAGAUGGGUGCAGAAAAGAGAGUGUCAUUCGACAAUGGCUUGGAUGGAUCCGUGGCUGAGGACUGCUACUUCGCCAUGAAAGCAUACAUGGAAGGUUACUCAUUUAAUUUUAUAGAAGGUGAAAUGUGGGAAAAAUCUCCAUUUACAUUGUGGGACUUUAUGCAGCAGAGGAAAAGGUGGAUUCAAGGUAUUCUUUUAGUAGUUCAUACUAAGCAAAUACCAGUACUUAAUAAGGUAUUUCUAGCCAUAUCAUGUUAUUCUUGGGUGACACUGCCGUUGUCAACUAGUAAUGUAUUUUUAGCCGCUCUGUGCCCGAUCCAUGGCCCCCAGUUUUUGGAUUUAAUUUGUGGAUUUAUAGGUGCUGUAAAUAUUUACAUGUACAUAUUCGGGGUAAUUAAAUCCUUUCCUCUAAAUAGAUACGGUCCUAUCAGAUGUAUCAUGUUUGUGGUCGGUGCUCUGGCAACUAUACCACUUAAUAUUAUUAUUGAGAACAUUGCUGUCAUAUGGGGGGUUUUAGGCAAAAAGCAUAAAUUUUAUAUUGUUAACAAGGAGGUAAAGGUCCCGGUGACCGUGUGAUUCUCCGGUUAUUUCGUAUCUCAUUGUUAGGUUUUGUUACUGAGGUAAGCAGUGUGCACAAAAUACUUAGUGAAAUCAUUUUGCACUUAAACUCGAGUGUGUUGAUGAGAAUGCGUGUUGAUAAAUGGAAAAUUGGAAUGUGCGGAAAAUGAAGUAUUGUUUGUUUCUAAAUUAAGCAAGUGACUGAUAUUUCUUUAUUAUCAAGGUAUUAUAAUAGGUAGGCCAAAUAUAUAACCUACCUAUAUUUGCCUGGUCACUUUAAAGCAA
Molecule: messenger RNA, 1719 nt
Organism: Cydia amplana
Lineage: Eukaryota; Metazoa; Arthropoda; Insecta; Lepidoptera; Tortricidae
Product: beta-1,4-mannosyltransferase egh
Exons: 3
Coding region: 55-1452 (465 amino acids)
Cellular component (GO): cytoplasm
Molecular function (GO): beta-1,4-mannosyltransferase activity
Source: RefSeq, a predicted model, not a curated record